GCUCGGGAGGAGUUAAUGAUUUAUGGGUCAACGGGCCAGCUCUGCUUUCUGCAGAAUUGAAGUUUCUCUCUGUGGGGCCAGAUCUGAUCAUGUGGGCUCUGUAAAACUCCUCCUUUGCCCGGGGGGCUGGAGGAGAGCAGUCCCUGCUCCAUCCUGUGAGUGCUGAACACGCCGGGGCUCUCCAUCUUCUGCCUCCACAGCUCCAGGAAGGGAAUGUGACAUCUGUGGGACCUCCAGGCAGGGAUAAACAUGUCAGCUGUGGAGCUGGGGAGGCAGAGGAGCUGUGCAGCUGUCCUUGGGUCACUCCUCACUGCUGCUCUCCUUGCCACUGUCCACAGUCGCUGCGCCGCCCCGCCGCGCUCGCCGUCAGCAGAGCCCAAGGAGAGCCUGGAGGGCACCGAGCUCUUCCCCUAUGGCUACACGAUGGAGUUUGUCUGCAGGCCAGGCUAUGGCAGAAAUGCUCGCACUCCAAACGUCCUCACCUGUGGGGCGAACGGGGUGUGGCAUGGAUCGAGUGAAAUCUGCACACCCAAGGUGUGCAGCUACCCCGGGGAGCCGGCCAAUGGCAGACUGGUCCUGCCUGGAGCGUUCACUUUUGGUUCCAAAGUGAACUUCACCUGCAACACUGGGUACAGACUGAUUGGACACUCUGAGAUUGAAUGUGUGCUCAGAAAUGAGGUUCUUACUUGGAACAGAAAUAUUCCCACCUGUCAGGCAAUUCCCUGUGCACCCCCUCCAGAAAUAGCGAAUGGGCAGCACAGUGGGAUGGACAAGGAGCAUUUUGAGUAUGGGGACUCUGUCACCUACCAGUGCCACAGGACCAGGAGGGGACAGAGACCUUUCUCCCUGCUGGGAGAGGCCUCCAUUUUCUGCACCAGCAGGGACAACCUGAACGGUGUGUGGAGCAGCCCAGCUCCAGAAUGCAAAGUGGUGACCUGCAAGCAGCCAAGAGUGGAGAAUGGGAAGCUGCUGAGCAGGUACCAGCCUGACUACAGCUUUGGGGACACGGUGGUGUUCGACUGUGACCUCCGCUACAGCCUCAGCGGCAGCCCGGCCUCCACCUGCAGGGACAGCGGCCUCUGGGAGCCCCCCCUGCCCCUGUGCCAGCGCAGCAGCUGUGAUGACCCCCCAGAUGUGAGGAAUGCCAUGAAAACCAGGCUGGCUGGCAAUCUGUUCCCUGUGGGCACCGUGGUCACCUACGAGUGCCAGCAGGGCCACCAGUUCCGAGCAGGGAAAACCACCUGGAACAUCAGCUGCCUGCAGGACUUUGUGUGGAGCGAAGCCCCAGCUCCAUGUGAAAGAAUUCCUUGCCCAGAUCCACACAUCCCAAAUGGCAGGCCCUUGCACCUGUGGCAAGUGAAGGAGGUUUAUGAGAGCGGGGACAGGCUGGAGGUGGCGUGCAAUGAAGGAUUUGCUUUCAAAGGCCGUGGCAGCAGCGUCACCCUCCACUGUGGCAACGAUGGUGGAUGGGAUCCAGCAGUGCCAGAGUGCAUUCCAGAACCACAUUGCCCAAAGCCAGACAUCCCUCAUGGAAAGGAGGUUUAUAAAAGCAGCAGUGACUACACAGUGGGGGCCCAGGUGAGGCUGGCCUGUGAGGAGGGCUUUGCCCUCAGGGGCUCCGAGUCCAUCACCUGUGGGGUUGAUCUGAGCUGGGAGCCCGAGGUGCCCUUCUGUGACAAAGUCUGUGGGCCCCCUCCACAAAUCCCCUUUGGGCAGCACUCUGGCAGAGAUGGCAAGGAGUUCUCCUAUGGCACCAAGGUGACCUACAGCUGUGCAGAGGGGCUGUCCCUGGUGGGGGACGAAUCCCUCUACUGCACCUCGGACGAUGGCAGGAACCUGAGCUGGAGUGGGCCUGCCCCGGAGUGCAGGGUGGUUCGGUGCCCCAAGCCCGUGGUGGAGAGGGGAAGGAUGACCCCACAGAUGUUCACCUUUCCCUACGGGCUGCUCCUGCACUUCUCCUGUGAGGAAGGCUUUGGGCUGCGUGGUGCUACCCAGAGCCAGUGCCAGGCUGAUGGCACCUGGGACCCGCCCGUGCCCACCUGCCAGCCAGUUCGGUGCCCCAGCCUCCCGAGGCAGGAGGACGUGGUGGUUCACUUCAACAAGCUAUGGUAUGAGGUGAAUGAAACUGUGCCCUUCUACUGCAAACGUGAUGGGCACGCAAGGGCACCUUCCAGAACCACCUGCUCAGCUGAUGGCACCUGGACACCACGACCCAUGUGUAGGAAAAGUGAGGUGUGUGAGAGGGUUCUUCGAAACAAAGCAGCUUUCCAGUGUGGAAUUCCUCUGUCGGAUCUGAAAACCCAGCUGGAAAUCCAGAAGCUCCUCCUGGAGAUCCAGAAACUUGAAAAGGAGCUAAAAAUCACCAAGGUGCAGUGUCCCAGCCCGGCCAUCGCCCACGGGACAGAGAGCAGCCCCAGGAGAGCCGAGUACGCCUUUGGGGUGCAGGUGGAGUUCCAGUGUGACCACGGCUUCAUGCUCCGGGGCAGCGACAGGGUCCAGUGCUCCUCUGACGGGAUGUGGAGACCCCCCGUGCCCCACUGUGACAGGGUCUGUGGUCCCCCUCCCACCAUCAGCAACGGGCAGCACUCUGGCAUGGGCUUCAGGCAGUUCACCUACGGCUCUGAAGUGAAGUACAGCUGUGCAGAGGGGCUGUCCCUCAUCGGGGACAAGUCCCUCUACUGCACCUCCGAGGAUGGGGAGAACCUGACCUGGAGUGGGCCUGCCCCGGAGUGCAGGGUGGUUCGGUGCCCCAAGCCCGUGGUGGAGAGGGGAAGGAUGACCCCACAGAUGUUCACCUUUCCCUACGGGCUGCUCCUGCACUUCUCCUGUGAGGAAGGCUUUGGGCUGCGUGGUGCUACCCAGAGCCAGUGCCAGGCUGAUGGCACCUGGGACCCGCCCGUGCCCACCUGCCAGCCAGUCCUGUGUCCACAGCCACGUGUGCCCUUUGGAAGGCUGAAGAGCCCUUUGGGUGACAAAAAGUGGUACCAGAUCAACGAGACUGUCACCUUGGAGUGCCUUCCUGGCUACCAGUUUCCAGAUGAUGGAAUGAUGGAAAAUGCUUGGACAGCCACGUGCUUGCCUGAUGGCAGCUGGACACCACUGCCCAAGUGUAUGAAAGAAGGUGAUGCUGAUGUGUGUCAAGAGGUUCAUUACAUUAAAUCGACCUUUGAUUGCGGCAUGCCUGUAGAAAAAGUGAAAAGUCUGCUGGAAAUACAGAAACUGUUCCUGGAGAUUAAAAAACUAGAGAUGGAACUAGAAAACUGAAAUGAAACUGGAUCCCUGUAACACUCACCUUUCCUUUGGUGAGCUCACAGUUUGUGCAGUCACAGCAUCUCUAAAAAGGCUCUGGGUGAUUUUAUGGUUUAUGUUUGCAUGCCUGGAGCCAGAAAAAUAAUCACCAGUACAUGGGAGGCUGCUUUUGCUGUGCUGGAUGCCAGAGCAGGGAGUGGGUUUUGCUCUAACCUACAAGCUUGAUUUGCUCUUUUACUAAUAAGUUGUUUCAAGUUUCAUAUUUGGAAGAAUAGAAAGAAAUUAAAUUUAGCUUUUAAAAAUAACUGUCUUAACUGUGGUAAGCUGAAGCAAAAAGGAGUGAAGUCCAGAAAAGCUGAGAUGAGCCCAGAGUUGGCUCUGAAGGUUCUGCUGCUGCCAUGGUCCAGCUGGGGUUUGGGUACAUUUGCACUCUGCUGGAAACAGUGGUGGCAAUAAAUGUUAAACCUGA
This is a messenger RNA of Pyrgilauda ruficollis (rufous-necked snowfinch), 3718 nucleotides long. RefSeq names its product complement component receptor 1-like protein. The transcript has 19 exons. The coding region runs from base 250 to 3264 and encodes 1004 amino acids. NCBI's taxonomy places the organism in Eukaryota, Metazoa, Chordata, Aves, Passeriformes, Passeridae. The record is from RefSeq and is a predicted model, not a curated record.